GUUCACAGACAGGCGCACACCGGAAAUAGCCACAGGUGCUCCAGCGGCUGCAGGUGUCCAGAGUCCACUCUCUUCUUCCUCGAAAGUUAAGCACGAAUCCGUAGCAUUUGGAACUGGAAACAUCUUUAAUUUUACUUUUCUUUCAUGUCUAUGCGAACUUUAUUUUGGAAUACUUGUAUAUUUUUAUAUCGGAUCGAUCAGGGCUGGCGAUUUUGUCACCGAUGUCAUCAAAGAUGAAUUAAAUGUGGGAGAAAGUUUCGUGCGUCGUCUCUCCAGACCGUGCGCCAUGACGACCCUCUAUUUCUACCUGUGGUUCAUCCUGAAGCUAACUUUGGCAGUUACAGGUCAGUCUGCAAAUUACGUCCUUAAGGGCAGAGAGGCCGUCUUGACUCCGGCCAUAAACAAAUUCCCUGAUGACAUUCUGUGGAAGCACAAUGGGGACAAAGUGAUCCAGUUUGAUGGUGCAGAGGAGACCUUGUUCGAGCCAUAUCACGGCAGAAUAACUCUGGCCUGGAGCACAGCCAAACUGACCAUCUCAGAUGUCAGAUAUGAAGACAGUGGAGAGUAUGAGCUGGACAUCUUCAGCGGUCAGAAAUUGUACCGCUCACAAUAUAUGCUCAAGGUCCUAGACGAAGUUUCCAAGCCCGUGAUCAGAUGUGAGAUGAACGAUGAGAACAGUACUAUUACUUCUGCAACACUGUUCUGCUCUUCACCGUCCAACACUCCAGAAGCUCUGACGUUUAUCUGGAGACUGGAAGGUCAAAGUGAGCUGGGCCAAACUUUACCCAUCACCCUGGGUGACGGGCACGAUGACAUCACGUACAGCUGCACCGCAAAUAACCCCCUGCAGGAAGAGACCAGCACCUUCAUAGCCAAAGACUGUUACACAGAAAGAACUUCUGAGCCCCUGAAUAUACUUGUACCCAUUAUCAUUGCUUCCCUAAUUCUGUUGGCCUUUUGCAUUUUUCCCAUCAUAUUUCGGCAUCAAAUAAAGAGAGUAUGUUUAGACAUGAGGAAGAAUGACGACUGUGAAAAACAGCUGAAAGCAGCAGAUGAAUCUGUCAAGAUUAAAGAUGAACAUGAUCCAUUAUUAGCAAGUAAUAUCCACCGGCAGGAAACUAUGUUAUCAUCGCAAAGACUUCCUCAGCAAGAAUAUGUGACAGAGGAGACUCAAGGAAGGAGCAAGAAUAUACGUGAAAUAUUUGAAAAUCAUGAAAAUGCAGAGACACUCUCAGGUAAAGGAAAUUAUGCCAUUGGAGCUACAUCUUUCCCAAACACAGCACCAGGCCCGGGGCAGAUGGAUACAGGAGGAGAGAGGGACUUACAACACAAGGAGCUUAAUAAUGUUCCUAUAACAAUGGAAAAUGAAGAUACAGACUCUAAACUUUCUGAUGAAAAUGAAAAUGCUGCACCAGAGCCACAAUCUACAAGCAGUGAACCUCAAGCUAACCAGGAUAUAGAGUCUACGUCAUCAGAGCAGGGGAGCAGUGUUCAGACAGAAUCAGAGAAAGAGCCAGAGCAACAUCACAAAGACCAUGAGGAUGAGCCGAAAAUUGAUGAAAAUGAGUUCACCAAGGCUCUAGAACAAACAGCACCUCCAAGCAGUGAGCCUCAAGUUAACCAGGAUAUAAAGUCUACGCCAUUGGAACAGGAAAGCAGUGUGCAGACGGAUCCAGAGAAACAGCCAGACGAGAAUCACAAAGACAAUGAUGAUGAGCAGAAAAUGAAAGCGGCUCGUUCUUCAAACUCUAUUGAGACAGAUUCAGAUGAGUCCACCAAGGCCCUAGAAGAAAAAGAGUUGUCAGCUGGAUCUGGGAGCACAGAGCAGACCAAUCCUGACGCAGACUCAAACACAGAAACUGAAAACAAGGAUCCACAGAACGACCUCUCCAAUAAAGAGAUUUCAGUGUCGCAGCCACAGUCUGCACAAUCCGAGGACAAGAAGAGCGAUGAAGAAUCGAAAACCGAUGGUCAGGAAACUAAUGUACAGAGAGAGCCAGACCAAGAUAGUGAGACCUCAGAUGAUAAAGGAACAGAAGAAACACAACCUCAAAAUGAACCACCAGACACCCAGAGUUCUGAAACCAGUGCCCUCCAAGAACAAGACAUGGACCAAACUCUCCUGUCUGAGUCCAGUGGUGUAGAAGACUCACCUAGAAAUUCAUCUGAAAACGUUGCAGAGAAAACGGAGACAGCUGAGUCUGAAAAAACAGCAGAAACCAGUGCAGCUCCAAAGCCAGGCAAGGACCAAACUCCAGAGUCCAGUGGUGUAGAGAGCAAAGAUCAUGACAAAUCCAACACAGAGACACAGAAACAAGACUCAGCCUGCAACCCAUCUGAAGACGAACAAGAAAUGGUCACUGCUGAGUCUGAAAAAAUAGGGUCAAAUGAGCAGGUGAACAAGUCCCCAAACACACCAGCCUCACCUCCGAGUCAAACCACCGAUAAUGACAAAGAAAACAAGAACACUGGUGAGGAUGUAGAGGAUGACAAAAAGGAGAAGAAAGAUGAACCCGACAAAGAAUCUGGUUCAUCUGGAUCAGAGCAGAGCAAUGGAGUAAAGGAUAUCCCAGGAUGAGCACCUCUCAGAAUCACACAGGUGACUUUUCAUGACAAGUAAAAGUGAUUAUAUAUUGUGCUGGCCCAUUAUUCUACACCAAACCCAAGAAACGGCUGAAGAAAGUAUUGAAAACAUGUUUAUAAAAUCUAUGAUUUGGUAUCAAGUGUUGCGGUUGUUAUUAGUAUUGUUUAUUAUGUUGAUGUACAAGAGGUGGGAGUUUUAAAUGUAUUUCUUCCUCCCAUUUCUUUUGAGCUUAAAUAUAAAAAUCAUACUAUAAUCACAGCGAAACAUGGCGGACUCAUGGUGAACGUUUAGUAUUGUAGUGUAGUAUGAUGAAUGUGUGUGUGCAUGUGUGUGUGUAUGUAAGUAGACAAUGCAAAUCUCUUGUAUUCUCUUUUACACUUUUAUACUUUUAUUGCUUUUUUUGCACUAUUUGUGAACAUUUUAAACAAAACCUUUGUGGUAAGAUCAAAAUAAAAAAAAAAAAAAAA
Boleophthalmus pectinirostris (great blue-spotted mudskipper) is the source of this 3051-nucleotide messenger RNA. RefSeq lists its product as uncharacterized. The transcript is spliced from 15 exons. The record is from RefSeq and is a predicted model, not a curated record. Lineage: Eukaryota; Metazoa; Chordata; Actinopteri; Gobiiformes; Gobiidae. Bases 287 to 2578 code for a protein of 763 amino acids.